This is a messenger RNA of Aspergillus affinis, 2136 nucleotides long. Its product is annotated as DUF803 domain membrane protein. The record is from RefSeq and is a predicted model, not a curated record. The coding region runs from base 1 to 2136 and encodes 711 amino acids. Gene Ontology annotation, biological process: magnesium ion transport. Gene Ontology annotation, cellular component: membrane. Gene Ontology annotation, molecular function: magnesium ion transmembrane transporter activity. The transcript has 2 exons. NCBI's taxonomy places the organism in Eukaryota, Fungi, Ascomycota, Eurotiomycetes, Eurotiales, Aspergillaceae.
AUGGAUUUCUCCGUCCUCGAAGCACGCGCCGAAUCGAGCGGUCGACCCUCAUCCUACAAGGCCAUCGGCGUUUCGCUCGCCGUCGCAUCAGGUGUCUUCAUCGGUGUCUCGUUCGUGUUGAAGAAGAUCGGUCUGCUGAAGGCCAACCUCAAAUACAAUGAAGAGGCUGGCGAGGGGUACGGCUACCUGCGUAACUUCUGGUGGUGGACGGGCAUGAUCCUGAUGAUUGUGGGCGAGAUCUGCAACUUCGUCGCCUAUGCCUUCGUGGACGCGAUCCUGGUGACGCCGUUGGGGGCGCUCUCCGUCGUCAUCACCACCAUCCUGUCCGCUAUCUUUCUAAAGGAGCGCCUCAGUUUCGUCGGCAAGGUCGGCUGUUUUACUUGCAUCUUAGGUUCCGUGGUCAUCGCCAUGAAUGCGCCCGAGCAGUCGUCCGUGAAUAAUAUCCAGGAUAUGAAGGCCUACGUUAUCACCCCGGGCUUCUUGACUUAUGCUGGAGUCAUCGUCGUGGGGAGUAUCAUCACUGCCGUGUGGGCGGGGCCGCGAUACGGCAAGAAGAGCAUGUUCGUCUAUAUCAGCAUCUGCAGCACGAUCGGCGGGUUGAGUGUGGUGGCCACGCAGGGACUGGGUUCGGCCAUUUUGGCGCAGAUCAACGGCGAGUCGCAGUUCAAGGAGUGGUUUCUGUAUGUGUUGUUGGUGUUUGUUGUGACGACGCUGCUGACGGAGAUCAUCUAUCUAAAUAAAGCGUUAAACAUCUUUAAUGCCGCCCUCGUCACCCCCACCUACUACGUCAUGUUCACAAGUGCCACCAUCAUCACGUCCGCCGUUCUCUUCCAAGGGUUCAAAGGAACGGGCAUGCAGAUCGCCACCGUUGUCAUGGGAUUCCUCCAGAUCUGUGCGGGAGUGGUGCUGUUACAGCUGUCGAAGUCGGCCAAGGACGUUCCCGACGCCGCAGUCUUCAAGGGCGACCUGGAUCAGGUGCGCGAGGUGGCCACGCAGGAAGAACCCGAGUACGAGCCCAAGGCCGAUUCCAUUCGCGGGGCCGCCGCCAUCAUUCGACGAUUGUCAACGCCGCGACGCACGAUGGAGGCCGAGGAGGCGCGCCGGUAUUACCGGGAGCGACACGAAGACCAACAACACCAACCGGGAGACAACGAGAUCAUCGAGUGGGAUGGCUUGCGCCGGCGCAAGACCGUUCUCGGCGAGGGCCCGACGAUGACGCGAACUCGCACGGCCUCGAUCAAGAAGAAUCCGUUGCCGCCAAUCCCUCCCCUGCCCCCAUUGGGCAUGUCCAAGUUCCCCGACUACGAAGAGGAGACCCACCCCACGACGCAGCAGACUGGCCAUUCAUUCCUGGACGAGAUGCGCCCGCGGGGAACCAGUCGGUCCUCCAUCUGGCAACCCAUCCCGGAGGAGCACGAGCCGGGUAUGGACCCGGUGUUGCUGUCGUCCAUGUCUGGACAGGCACGCCAUCACCCCGACACGAGCUAUCGCGGCCACCAACGCACCGAGACGCCUCGGUCGGCGGUGUCGUUUGCCGAGGUAGACGCAGUCGAGCACAGUCCGGCCAGACGCCAGUUCUCGUUCAACAUGUUCCACCGCAACAAGACGGCGACUCCCGAGGCGCCGUCUCCCAAGCCAACGCGUGGCAUCCUGCGACACAGUCAGCACAGUCACCACUACCGCAGCGAGUCUCAGGCGACGGAAGAAGAACGGCUCGGACUCGUCAAGGGGGAUUCCCGCCAGGAAGAGGACGUAGCCGACGAGCCACUCGCACGAGCAGGUUCCAUUGACAGCGAGCGGGGAUUCGAGCCCGGCCCUGCUAUCAGCCAUCAAGGACCGAGUCCCGGUCCUCCGGGGUACUACCAAACGAUCAGAGCUUCUGAUCCCCAUCAUCACCACCAGCCCCCUCCCCCGCCAUCGGCAGCCACAUCCCGAACACAACGGAACCCAUUACCCCCGCUGCCCGACGAGGAGCCGCUGCAGGACCCGUAUGCGAAUGUCGAAAUGUACAGCGAUCAUAAUCGACACGGAUCGACCGGCAGCCUGGGAUCCGGGUCCUUUUCAUCGGGGCCGAGUCACGGACGAGGCCAUGGGUGGCGUCGUCAUUCGAAGACGGGAGAGGAUGUGUACUUAUAA